CAAUCUUAUAAUAGAAGCACGGAAGAUUGCCCAACGCUCAUUACCAGUGCAACUCAACCAUGCAGUCGACCAAACAUGACGAUGCUCACCAAGCAGUCAUGAUGCCCAGUGAUACCGGUACUGGUCCUGAUGUGGCUGAGGAGGCAGAGGAAAGCCAUCCAAAACCGCCAACAAGUCAUACAGAAGUGUCAACCAGCACACAUCGAGAUCUCGACGGGUCAACGGCAGAAUCACUUUCCGAAGAAUUUGAUGUCAUCGAAAAGGCUACCAGGAUAAGUGCUUCUGGUGGCGUUUGUGAAGCUGGCGAGGCGGAACGUCGAAAGCUACUUGCUUUUGAACAAAAGGCAAGAACAUCCAAGGAAAACUCUAUUGAGACAGCUGACCCUCAAAAUAUGGAAGAAGGAUUGGAUCCUCUGGACCUGGCUAAAAUUGCGGAAACACGGUUAAGAGAUUCGGAUGCCAGUCCCACAGAUCAAGGGCGCACAAUAGCGCUUUAUCCAACAACCACACAGGCUGCUUCACCUGUGACGGGGACACACGGAUAUGAGGAAGAAACCAAUAUAUCCCCACUCGAUCUGGCCAAAAUAGUGGAGGCUCGGCUCCAAGAUUCAGGUGAAAAUAGCGCCACUCCAGAAGUGGACAAUUCUCAAUCAGCUGUAGACAACAUUGAGCAGCAGAGCCACCAUCAGGAACAAAAAGUGAGCAACAGUACGAGCACUGGCGAUGCCAACAGAAUUGGACUCGCCGACACCAAUGUGAUUCGGGUUGAUAUGGUACAAGCUGAUGGCAAUCAUGGAAUUUUGAAUUUGCCUCGACUGGAACGGAGUACUGCCAACCGAAGGCCCCAAUUACAACCAGGAGCCUACCCAAGUGGAGGAAAUUUUCACGCAACGGAGGAAAAUCAGGAAACCGCUGUGACACACAUUGAACCAGCGAUGACUCAACCACCUACAAUCGAACCAGAAAAUUUGGCUGUGGCAAACUUGGUUGAAGAUGAAACAACCGCUCAGGAUCUACCCCAGGCUCAAAAUUACAAUCUGGAAAAUGAAAACAGAAACAGAGAAUCAAGAAUGAAGCACUUCAAAACCAAGGUCCUCUUGGGUGUCAUUGUCUUGUUGGCAAUCGUUCUCAUUUUGGUAGCCAUUGUGGCACCUGGAAAGAAAAUGGAUAAUGCAGAUCUUUUCCCAUCAACCGCACCUAGUGAGUUGCCCAGCAGCAACCCAUCUCAGGGACCGUCGUCUUAUUCAGAAUAUUGGCUAUCACUUUUCCCUGAAUCCACAGUCUCAGCAAUUCAGGAGGACCCAGUAUCACCCCAGUCGAUGGCAUUCCAAUGGCUUAUGGAAGAGAUUGAUGUCCUACACAACCUUACAGAGGGGAGAGUGGUACAACGAUUUGUACUAGCUACAUUCUAUUUUGCCAACAGCGAAGAACGAUGGCUCUUCAGUAACAAUUGGCUCAACCACAGUGUUCAUGAGUGCCUUUGGUAUUCAAGUUUGGAGGAUUGGUUUUUCUUUUCUGAGGCAAAUAUAUAUAUCCCACUGGAUCAUAUCGCUCCCUGUGAGCAAGAUCCAGCUGGAUAUCUAGAGGAUGGCAUCUUGUACCAGGGAGAUGGAAUCCUGAAACAUUUUUGGCUCUCCUUUAAUGGUGUAGUGGGAUCAGGGAUUCCGCCAGAGCUCUACUUGCUUACUGAACUUAGGAGCUUGGCAUUGGAUGAAUUAAACUUGACCAGCACCAUCCCAGAAGAGCUCUCGGGCCUUUCAAAUUUGGAGUAUCUUUCGAUGUUGGGAUGUGGGCUUUUUGGCUCCAUUCCUGAAGCACUCGGAAGUUUGUCAAAACUUGGAGUUAUCCACUUUUUCUACAACUCUUUGACAGGAACUAUUCCAUCAUCCCUUUUUUCCCUUACAAACUCAAUGCAAGUCAUCACUUUGGUGGGAAAUCAGCUUACAGGACCUAUAACAACAGAACUGGGAUUGCUAACAACUUUGGUGGGUCUAGGAUUUGAGGCCAACCUUUUCACGGGGACAAUUCCCACAGAACUUGGGCGAUUAACUGGAUUAAGGUAUUUGUUCCUGGCGGGCUUGAAUCUGAAGGGUGCUCUCCCGAAUGAGCUUGCAGUUCUUACAGACAUGGAACUUCUGCAACUGCAUAACUCGGGUCUUACAGGGACACUCCCUAAAUGGCUUGGCAACAUGACAUCCCUGGAAGGAUUGACUCUGUCGGACAACUCCUUGACUGGGACUAUCCCGACAGAGCUUGGCCUGCUGACAAAAUUGUGGAACUUCUGGCUUGGUGAGAAUGCUUUGUCGGGCGGAAUCCCAAGUGAAAUUGGAAAGUGUGAGCAAAUGAUUUAUUUGGUCUUGGAAAGAUGUGGUCUCACAGCAACCAUUCCUACAGAGCUUGGUCUGCUUACUGAGUUAUUGCAGUUGUGGCUGUUUGACAAUGAUUUGACUGGAACAGUGCCCCUGGAACUUGGCAAUGUUCCUUUCCCUGCUCCUUAUGGUCAAGUCUUGUUGGAUCGAAAUCAUCUUUCUGGCGUUAUCCCUGAGAGCUUGUGUUCUGCCAAUGACCUUUCCUUUGACUGCAGCAGCCAGCUCUGUGGGUGUGAUUUGUGCAACUGUUCUGACAAUAGAACAUCACCGAUACUGGAGGGAGAGACUACAAAUGAAGAUGGCCAGCUACUGAAUGAGGCAAACCAAACUGAGGCGAACCUAACUGAACCCCGAAUGAAAUGACAGGAUGGUUGUGUUAGUCAUUAUAAUACUACAUGUUUGCAUAUAAGUUGUUGCGAGAAACACAG
This is a messenger RNA of Seminavis robusta, 2797 nucleotides long. The record is from the annotation of a GenBank genome assembly. Lineage: Eukaryota; Bacillariophyta; Bacillariophyceae; Naviculales; Naviculaceae.